Messenger RNA from Helobdella robusta, 2149 nucleotides. RefSeq lists its product as hypothetical. Gene Ontology annotation, cellular component: endoplasmic reticulum; endoplasmic reticulum-Golgi intermediate compartment; COPII-coated ER to Golgi transport vesicle. The transcript has 6 exons. Gene Ontology annotation, biological process: endoplasmic reticulum to Golgi vesicle-mediated transport; Golgi organization; intracellular protein transport. The record is from RefSeq and is a predicted model, not a curated record. Bases 48 to 686 code for a protein of 212 amino acids. Lineage: Eukaryota; Metazoa; Annelida; Clitellata; Rhynchobdellida; Glossiphoniidae.
AUUCAUCUUUCCAAAAAAAAAGCGUAAAGUGCCUGAAACUUUCCGAAAUGUUCCGAUCAGCAUGUCGGGUUCUGGCGUUCGUCCUCUUCCUCUUCUAUGUGAUCGGUUCGGUUCGGAGCGAGGAGCUGAGUUUCGAACUUCCUGACAAGGAGAAGAUGUGUUUCAAUGAAGUUGUUCGCCAAGGUACUCCCUGUAUUCUCGAGUAUCAGGUAAUAGAGGGAGGAAAUUAUGAUGUUGAUGUAAUCGUUAAAGCUCCAACUGGUGCAAUCCUAUACAACGAGCAGAAAAGGCAAUAUGACAGAUUCGAAUGGAGUGCUGAAAGUGAGGGAGAGUUCACUUUCUGUUUCAGCAAUGAGUUCUCCACAUUCACUCACAAGAUCAUCUACUUUGACUUCCAGGCCGGUGAGGAUGAAAGGAUCAAGUCUAAAGAGGAUGGUUCUGGUCCUGUCACUCAGUUGGAAUCGACAGUGGCCAGCAUUCACAAGAGUUUCAAGCUGACGAUCGACCACCAGACUCACUAUCGACUGAAGGAGGCCCAGGACCGAUCGUUUGCAGAAGACUUGAAUGAAAGAGUCCAGUACUGGUCGAUCGGACAGACAAUCAUCAUCUUCGUGGCAGGCAUCGGGCAGAUCCUCAUUCUCAAAAGUUUUUUCACCGACAAGAGGCCGUCGAAGGCUUCAACGUGAUUUGUUGUAUCUAUCGUUCAUCCUCAAUAAUUUGUUUGGUUAAUUUAUUAUAUUCAUUCUCAAUACUAUUAUUACUGUUAUUUACAUUGAUAAAUUAUAUUUUUAAUUCGAAAGUGUAAUUUUAUAUUCAUUUUUUAGUGGUGUUUUUUCCUCUGUUAAAUUGUCAAAAUAAAAAUUUUGUUGAUAGUUUAUAUAAUUCAGCAAUUUUGAAUAUUGUAUUAUAUAAACUUAUUAUUAUUUGACUGGAUUAUGUUUGCAGUUGAACCGGGCCUCUGCAUAGCUGCCUACCAGAGUAGUACAUAGCUCAUUACUGCUCCUACGUGUCGAGCAUUUUACAUACCACAUGUUUAUAAUAGCAGGAUAUUAAUUUAUAGUUUUUCCACCAAAUGCGUUUAUCAAACAAACAUGGUUGAUAUUGUAGCUUUAUUAAGUUUGUUUACUUCUUCGUUAUGACAUGUUAAGUUUUGUUAGAACGUUUCGUUUAAUGAAGGAGGUAGUUGGUUGGUUAUUAUAUCCAGCAAGAUGUCAGAAUCGGAUGAAAAAUAUCCAACUCUGGCCUCUCACAAAAUUCUGGCUUUUGCAAAAAUUUUCGGCAUAGGUUAUAUUUAAGAUUGUGAUGUUUUUUAAGAGAUUGGAGCAUUGUUUUUUCAGCAAAAUACAACAGACAGCGUUUCUGAGAGGCAUAACUCGAUAGAGGUGCUUAUGUGUGAAUGUGAAUAGGUGUUUGUAUAUAUAUAAUUUAUAUAUGUAUAUAUAUAUAUAUGUUUAUGUUACUAAUUCUAUGUUUAUUAUGUUGGAAAUAGAUUGAUUAAUCAGCCCACCUAAUAUAAUUAUUACACAUUGCCGUUAGUUUCGCUGUCACUUUUCCGGUAUGUCUGAUUGCUAUCAAUCAAUCAAUCUUCGUUUAGCGUCCAGAGACCCAGUUUCCCGAGGUAGGACGUGAUUGAUUGAUUGAUUGAUUGAUUGAUUGAUUGAUUGAUUGAUUGAGUUUCGCUCUCACUUUUCCUGUAUGUCUGAUUGCUAUACAUUUUCUGUGUUAUUUUUUUUCUGCUUUCUCAUCUAUAGUUGAAUAUAAUGUAAUCUUACGUCAGUAGUAAUCCUAUAUAAAUAACGACUUUGAAUAACGCUUAAUAAUAAUAAUAUAAAUAAUGCUUUUGAAUGGGCUCGAUUGUAAUAAUGGUAACUGUAUUCUUUUGGUUUCGUCCAUUUAUUAUUCAUAUAUGAAAUGGAACUCUGGUGUAGUUUAAGAUUCGUAUUUGCAUUUGUUUGUGGUCGGAGCUAAACGUUUGUACCUAUUCGUGCAGCCUUUUUGUACAUCAAACAUAAGAAUGUAUUAAUCUUUUUAUUAUUACAUUUGGAUCAAAAUCAUUCUAUAUAUGAAUAAACUUAUUAGCAACAUGUCUAAUGAAAUUAGACAUGCAUUUAUGAAUAUUUUUAGUUUUUAAUGCGUUUCUGUUUUAUUA